This is a messenger RNA of Scophthalmus maximus (turbot), 3303 nucleotides long. RefSeq names its product spermatogenesis associated 20 (gene spata20). NCBI's taxonomy places the organism in Eukaryota, Metazoa, Chordata, Actinopteri, Pleuronectiformes, Scophthalmidae. The coding region runs from base 121 to 2598 and encodes 825 amino acids. The record is from RefSeq and is a predicted model, not a curated record. The transcript has 16 exons. Gene Ontology annotation, biological process: carbohydrate metabolic process.
CACUUUCACGUGUGGAAGUUUUUUAGCUUGCUCUGUGUUUACAAAGUGGCUAACGUUAGCCCGCCGGAGCCCCUGUGGCAACACACACACACACACACACACACACUUUGUUGGAUUAGGAUGUUAAGACUCGCAUGGCGUCGGUCGGCGUUCCAAAGUAGCCACGUUGAGCCUGCGCGCUUUUUGUCUGCGGCUCUCUGGGGACCGGCGGACGGCACGAGGCGGAACUCGGGGGGCAACAUACGGUGUUUGAGGCAAACUCCCCGCCCACCACCACCAACACCAGGCGACAAGUCCCCGCUCCUCCUCCACCCCCAGCCGGCCUGCUGCCUCAGUCCGUCUGUCUUCAUGAGCAUGGCAUCAGGGGAUGGGGGCCCGUCCUCCGCUCCUCACAGACACACCAACAGGUUAGCCAAAGAGAGGUCACCCUACCUGCUACAACAUGCACACAACCCCGUUGACUGGUAUCCUUGGGGACAAGAGGCUUUUGACAAAGCCAGAAGUGAAGACAAACCCAUCUUUUUGUCAGUGGGCUACUCGACGUGCCACUGGUGCCAUGUUAUGGAGAGAGAGUCUUUCGAAGAUGAGGAAAUCGGAAGAAUCCUCAGCGACAACUUUGUUUGCAUCAAAUUAGACAGGGAAGAGAGACCUGAUGUGGACAAGGUCUACAUGACCUUUGUACAGGCUACAAGUGGAGGUGGAGGAUGGCCCAUGAGCAUUUGGUUGACCCCUGACCUAAAACCCUUCAUUGGAGGCACCUACUUCCCUCCUAGAGACCAAGGGAGAAGACCUGGACUCAAGACAGUCCUCACCAGAAUCCUGGAACAGUGGCAGAACAACCGUCCUGCUCUAGAGUCCAACGGGGAGAGGAUCCUCGAAGCUCUGAAGAAAGGCACGGCUGUCGCCGCAAACCCAGGGGAGAGUCCUCCUCUUGCCCCAGAUGUUGCUAACCGCUGCUUCCAACAGUUGGCUCAUUCUUAUGAGGAGGACUACGGAGGCUUCCGAGACUCCCCCAAGUUCCCCUCACCAGUAAAUCUGAUGUUCCUCAUGUCUUACUGGUCCGUGAACCGCUCCACGUCAGAAGGGAUCGAGGCUCUUCAGAUGGCCUUGCACACACUCCGCAUGAUGGCGCUGGGAGGCAUCCACGACCACGUGGCACAGGGUUUUCAUCGUUACUCUACCGAUUCCUCCUGGCACGUUCCCCACUUUGAAAAGAUGCUGUACGACCAAGCUCAGCUGGCUGUAGCCUACAUAACUGCUUCCCAGGUGUCGGACGAGCAGCUCUUUGCGGAUGUGGCGAAGGACAUACUGCUCUACGUCUCCAGAGACCUGAGCGACAAGUCCGGGGGCUUCUACAGUGCAGAGGAUGCAGACUCUGUCCCAGCAUCGGGGGGGGCAGUGAAGCGAGAGGGGGCGUUCUGUGUCUGGACAGCCUCAGAAGUUCGGGAGCUGUUGCCAGAUGUGGUGGAGGGCGCCAACGGAGGUGCCACCCACGCGGACGUCUUCAUGCACCACUACGGGGUCAAGGAGCAGGGCAAUGUUGCUCCGGAACAGGACCCCCACGGAGAGCUGGAGGGCCAGAAUGUGCUGAUCGUGCGUUACUCGGUAGAAUUAACGUCUGCUCGCUUUGGCAUCAGUGUUGAGAAGGUGAACAAGCUCCUGGCUGCCGCCAGAGCCAAAAUGGCAGAAGUGAGGACGAGUCGGCCACGCCCACAUCUGGACACCAAGAUGCUGGCCUCCUGGAAUGGUCUGAUGCUGUCGGCCUAUGCUCGUGUUGGAGCUGUGCUGGGGGACAAGGCCCUGCUGGAGAGGGCAGCGCAGACAGGCUACUUCCUAAAAGAGCAUCUGUGGGAUGGUGAGCGACAGACCAUCCUCCGAUGCUGUUACCGUGGAGACCAGAUGGAGGUGCAACAGAUCUCUCCACCUAUCUGCGGCUUCCUGGGCGACUAUGCUUUCGUCAUUUGUGGCUUGUUGGACCUGUACGAGGCCACGCUGCAGACAGAGUGGUUGCAGUGGGCCGAGGAGCUGCAGCUCCGGCAGGACGUGCUCUUCUGGGAUCACCAGGGAGGAGGCUACUUCUGCAGCGAUCCCAGCGACAGCACUGUACUGCUGCAACUCAAAGAGGACCAAGACGGAGCUGAGCCCAGCGCAAACUCGGUGUCGGCGUCCAAUCUCCUUCGUCUGUCCCACUACACCGGAAGACAGGAUUGGCUUCAGCGGUCCCAACAACUGCUGACGGCUUUCUCUGAACGUUUGACCCGGGUUCCCAUAGCCCUGCCGGAAAUGGUCCGGUCUCUCAUGGCCCAGCACUACACGCUCAAACAGAUCGUGAUCUGUGGCCAGAGGGAUGCCCCAGACACCACAAGCCUUCUAGCAGCAGUCAACUCCCUCUUCCUACCACAUAAGGUUCUAAUGCUCAUUGACGACGACGAGAGUUUCCUGUGCCAGCGUCUGCCCGUCCUCUCCUCCAUGUCACGGCAGGGCGGCGUCGCUACAGCCCACGUCUGCCAGGACUUCACCUGCGCUCUGCCCGUCACAGACCCCCAGGAACUGCGCCGGCUCCUGCGCGACGAGGCCACGGAGAUGCGGGCAGAAUGACGGAGGACUCCACUCUGUCUCACUCCUCUACAGUCGUAGGAGUUGUCACCUUGAGUUGACUUGACCUGUGACUCUUAUUAUUUAUUAGCAACACCAGCUAAAUACUACGUCAAAAACCAACUCAAGUUUAAUCUUCGCGGGCUUUAUGGUUUCAGUUACACAAAUGUCCUUUAAGAGAAUUAUGAAGACAUUGCACACAACGUCCUGACUUGACUGUUAGUCCAGAAGUAAACUGUAGACCUUUUAAUAGACGACAAUCUCAGACUCAGAUGAACUGGGCUCUUGACAUGUGGCAGACGGACAUGUCCACCCUGUCGUCCCCCCGCAGCCCUGUGUUCCAGCUCCCACGUCCACGUCGCAGGGAUCUGAGAGUGGAGGCCUGCAUGCCCCCGGUUGUGUCUGGGUGUAUUUAAAGGGAAAAAGAAAAAAAGGUUGGUUUGCAGGUUUGUAGGUGUCCAUGUACAUAGAUUUUAAGAGUUCAUCGUGUAUGCGUUUGGUUUAGCUUGUAGUAACCUCACAGCGAAGGAGCUGCUCUCCAACAAGCCUCCGUUUACUGUCUGCUCUCACCCUUGUUUGUUUUGUGUGUUAUCUCGGACUCCUCUCCGCUACGGCAGGUACAAGACUUUUAUCUCGAGGUUGAGACGACGACAAUACAAAGGCAUGUAUACGCACAACCCUGAACAAUAAAACGAUUUUCUUUUACAA